Molecule: messenger RNA, 1277 nt
Organism: Monosiga brevicollis MX1
Lineage: Eukaryota; Choanoflagellata; Craspedida; Salpingoecidae
Exons: 6
Biological process (GO): positive regulation of kinase activity; cell surface receptor protein tyrosine kinase signaling pathway; multicellular organism development
Cellular component (GO): signaling receptor complex
Molecular function (GO): ATP binding; protein binding; transmembrane receptor protein tyrosine kinase activity
Source: RefSeq, a predicted model, not a curated record
UCUUCAUCUUGCAUCGCCGUAAGCAAAAUCGCGUGACGGUACCCGCGACAUCCGAGGACUUGUACGCGUUCUUUGACGUACGUGACGCAGACAUUUGGGAAGUAGAGCGACGGUUCGUGCGCUUGGGGGAGAAACUUGGCAAUGGUGCCUUUGGUCAGGUGUUUCGAGCAUGGUUCUGCAACCGUCAUAGUGGCGAGGAGCGCAGCUGUGCUGCCAAAGCCCUCAAACCGGGGGCGCCAUUCAGAGCUCGUCAAGACUUUUUGUCGGAAAUGACGGUGAUGAAGGAAAUAGGAGCUCACCCCAAUAUAAUCGGCAUUUUUGGGCACUGUUUGCGCGACGAGCCUCAUAUUUUACUGGUUGAGUUAGCAGAGUUGGGCAACCUGCGUGACUAUCUGCGUAAGUGCCGGACAUCCCAGAGCAAGCCACAGUUGCUUGGGAGUCGCCAGCUGGCCGACUUUUGUCUCCAGAUUGCCAGCGGCAUGUCGUUUUUGGAGCGGAAAAAUGUGAUUCAUCGUGAUCUGGCAGCUCGCAACAGUCACCAAUAUGCGACGCCUAGACCCGACGGCGAGCGCAGACUCGUUAUUAUGCGAGUCAUGUUCGGCCGUGCCUAUGUCCAUUCUUCGCCUCUUUUCGGGGCGCUGGCUCCCCCACUGCUGUCCGAUGCACCCAUCAACGAGCGCGGUCUCGGCAUCGGCGGGCUGCUUGACGUGUCUUGCUUUGUGUGUGUGUGCGUGGUGACUGAUCGCUUGUGCUUGGAUGGCCGUACAGCACUGAACAUGGCCUGCAGUCACGGUCAUGUCAAGGUGGUGGAGAUGCUGUUGAAGCUCGGUGUUGAUACUGAAGCCAAGGACAACGGUGGCUUUACACCACUGCACCGGGCCUGCCACUAUGGUGCUGUCAAGAUGGUGGAGAUGUUAUUGAAGCACGGUGCUGAUGCUAAAGCCAAGAACGACCGUGGCAAUACACCACUGCGCUUUGCCUGCCAGAAGUAUGCUGUCGAGGUGGAGAUGCUGUUGAAGCACGGCGCUGUAACUGAAGCCAAGAACAGCGUCAGUACAGUACCUAACCCUCCCUCUUCUCCCCUUUACCGGCUGCUGCUCCUGCUCCCGCUGCCCAUCGUCUUUGGCCCCGUCCCUCGCUCCUCUACACCCUGCCCACCCGUGCGCGUCGGUUCUCCCCCUGACUCCUUUUCUUCCUUCCCGCCAUCCCUUUUCCCCGUUUUGCGUCCGGGUUUCGUCGGUGCUCCCUGCACCCCGCUCUGUUUCGUUGUAUCUUGA